Microplitis mediator is the source of this 3114-nucleotide messenger RNA. RefSeq lists its product as uncharacterized. The record is from RefSeq and is a predicted model, not a curated record. Gene Ontology annotation, cellular component: plasma membrane. Gene Ontology annotation, biological process: detection of chemical stimulus involved in sensory perception of smell; sensory perception of smell. The transcript is spliced from 7 exons. NCBI's taxonomy places the organism in Eukaryota, Metazoa, Arthropoda, Insecta, Hymenoptera, Braconidae. The coding region runs from base 236 to 1453 and encodes 405 amino acids. Gene Ontology annotation, molecular function: odorant binding; olfactory receptor activity.
GUACAGCUACGGAAAGGCGAAAAAUAGCACUAUAGCAGCUAGAGACAUCGAUAAAAUAAUAACCGUCACGUGAAUAAAAAUAAAAUUGGACAACAAACUUUGCUGAGACAAAUUACAGGGUAGGGUAUAGCAUUCAAUAGUAAACAUUGCAGCUACAAUGUAAAUAUUGUUUACUUCGGACAAUGUUGCAAGCUCUGCGCUAUCAUUUUUAUAAAAUUUCUCUGACUAACAAGACAUGGAAGAAGAACGAAGUCGUGAUGAACGAGACUUGGAAAGUAGCAUUAGAGCAUUUUAUUGGUGCAAAUGGAUGUCUAAGUGGAUCGGUGUUUGGCCAUUAGCACCAAAUUUCUAUCUGUUUAAUGUGACAUUUGCAUAUUUUACCGCCGUAAUGUUACUGGAGUAUGUCGAUCUUUUUUUCUGUUUGCCAAAUUUUGAAAAAGUACUUGACAACCUUACAGAAAGUUUGUCCUUUACGAUAAUUUAUGUGCGCACAUUAACGCUGAGGGUGUACAAUUACAAGCUUGGCAAUGCGAUACGAGAAUGUUUGAAGGAUUCAAGUGUUAGUGCAUUUAGAAACUCGAAGGAAAUUGAUAUUUUUGUGCAAUAUACCAAAGAGGGUAAAUUUUUUGCUAAAUUCGUCAUAGCUUUUACUGCAAUGACUGAAGCUUCUUGGUAUUUACGACCAAUCACGUCGCAUACAGCAAUACGAGUGAUAGCUGAUAAUGAGACAUUAAAUAAUGUGACGUUAAAGUUCAGUCUGCCGUUUCAUUUUUAUGUUUUUUACGAAAUAAAUAGCAUUAAAACUUACGCACUUACAUAUCUUUUACAUGGGCCAUUUGUACCGAUCAAUGGUUUUGGUUCCGCUAGUGCUAAUUGUUUUUUGAUAGCUCUUUCAUUCCAUAUUAGCGGUCGGCUGGCUGUUUUAGCUGAAAGAAUAAAGAGAUUGAAUGAUAAUCCUGAUUUGUAUAAAAGAAAAUUGAAGUUAAUUAUUGAUGAACACAUUCGACUUUUGAGAAUGGGAGAAGAUGUUAAGAUUUCUUAUGGUGGUAAUUUAUUAGUACAUUUAUUGAACGGCACAAUACUUUUGUGUAUUGUUGGAUACCAAAUACUGUUGACGCUUACAGUCGGACCAAGAACAAAUAUAAUGCCUCUUAUUAUUUAUAUAAUUACACUGUAUAUGCUGAUAUCAAUUGUCUGUAUUCUCAGCGAAAAUUUAAUUACUGAGAGCAAUAAAGUUUGCGAAGCGUUUUGGGCUUGCGGUUGGUAUGAAAUGCCGCAAGAUUGUGUCAAAGAUAUUAUUUAUUGUAUAAAACGUUCUCAGAAACCGCUAUCAUUAACAGCUGGCGCGUUUAUUACUUUCGAGAAUAGUACAUUAACGGAGGUAACGAAAACGGCGAUGGGAUAUUUGUCUGUACUCAGAAAUUUUUUGAUCGCGAAUCAAUCUCUAAAUUGAAAAAUUUCCGGCUCCAAAUAAAACUACUGUAGGCGAAAUAAAUAUAUUAAUUUUUUAUCUUCAAUGUCUAUAAUCAUAUUUAUUCUUUAAAUAGAAAACCACCGGAUUGUGGUUAUUCUCUAAAUAGAUAUACCACCGGAUUGUAUCAGUGACGUUGGGGAGGGUGGGGCAGAGCGGCCCCCCUGAAAUUUCGAUCAAAAAAAAAUUUUUUUCUUUUUCGACUAAUUACUAUAAAUCCGAUAUGUUCGCGCAUUUUUACCCCUACGCAUGACAUUUGGGACAAAAUGAACAAGCCCAAAAUUUUGAAAAAGUGAAUUUUUCAUAUUAUUAUUGUCAAAUUAAAAAAAAAUUAUUAUAAUUCCACAUUUAUAGUCCUGAGCAUAACACCUGGGGCAAAAUGAACCAGCCGAAACUUACGAAAAAAUUAUUUUUUUAUAUCUCUCGGCCGUUUCUCUAUGUAAGAGGCAAAUUUGGUCAUUAAAAAUUUAUAAAAAUGAAAUUUUUUUUUUAGUUGAUAAAUUUUUGAAAUAAAGUAAAACUAUAGAAUUGAUUUUUUUUUUAUUAAAUCACAAUUAGUAAUUAAGAUAAUCGAGAGUGAACGAUUUAUUACACCUUAAAAAAUUUUUUUUGAGUAACAUAAAACCAAAAAUAGUUGUCAAGAGAAAGAAAUACAUCCUUAAUGAUGAAAACAAUUUAAAAAAACGAAAAAAAAAAUUUUUUUAUCAUUUUUUGGAGGGGGGCCGCUCUGCCCCACAAAAAAAUUUUUUUUUUUCAGAAUUUUGGCAAAAUGUCCAUAAAUUCGUUCGAAAUAGGACAAAAGUAAAGUGAUCUGAUGGUUGAAAGACACAAAAAGUAAUAAUUGGCUUAGGGGGCCGCUCUGCACCACCCUCCCCUAUAUUACUGCAUUGCCCGAUCCCAAAAAUCUUUGGCGCUAACUGCUGGUAAAUUUUUGACUUUUAACUACGGUAAAAUAACAGACGUAAGUAUUUUUCACUCCUUAUUAUUACACUGUAAAAAGAGCGGUGUUAAAAAUGGACUCGUUUUAACUCCGCCCGAUGUAAAAAUGAAAUUACACCGGUGUAGGAGGAGUAAUACACUGGCGUUAAAAAUACCGGUUUGAAAGCGGGGUAACCGGUAUAAAAGCGGAGUAAAAACGGUGUAAAAGCAGGGUAACCGGUGUAAAAGCGGGGUAAAUUGCGUCCGCUUGGAGUAUUAACUUUAAAGAUUAUAAAACACAAAAAAUGUCAGUUCUCUAUGAAAAUUAAUAAAAAAUAUCAUUUAUUAACAAGUAUAGUGAUCGAGUAAGUAAAAAUAUUCACAAUGUAAAAUAUUUCAACACCGAUAAAGAAUAUCUACACCGGCAGCGGUGUUAUUUUAACACCGGAGAAUUUUUUUAACACCGGUACAGAAUAUUUACACCGGCGGCGGCGUUUUUUUUACACCACUUUCGGUGUUGAAAUUUAACACCGCCGAUUUUAACACCUACACCGCUUGGACUUACCCCGGUGAUUUUUUACAGUGUAAUAAUCACCAAUAUUUUGUUUUGGUUAAACCGUUCGUUCAAAUUUUACUUCAGGUCACUCGAACUGCUGUCGGAUAUUUGUCAGUAUUAAGAAAUUUUUCGCUCCUAGAGGGAUGAUUUUCAUGAAAAUGUUAUAAUU